GUUGCGGCGGUUCCACGUCGCCAGGCGGUCCGCGGGCUGGAGCGGACGGAGCUCUGCCCGCCGCCUGCGUGAGCGCCGGCCCUUCGGCUCCCGGAGGCCAUGGCGGGGCCGGGCCCCGGGGACCCGGACGAGCAGUACGAUUUCCUGUUCAAGCUGGUGCUGGUGGGAGACGCGAGCGUGGGCAAGACGUGCGUGGUGCAGCGCUUCAAGACGGGCGCCUUCUCGGAGCGCCAGGGCAGCACCAUCGGCGUCGACUUCACCAUGAAGACCCUGGAGCUCCAGGGCAAGCGGGUCAAGCUGCAGAUCUGGGACACAGCUGGUCAGGAGCGGUUCCGCACCAUCACCCAGAGCUACUACCGCAGUGCCAAUGGGGCCAUCCUGGCAUAUGACAUCACCAAGAGGAGCUCCUUCCUGUCUGUGCCUCACUGGAUUGAGGACGUGAGGAAGUAUGCGGGCUCCAACAUUGUGCAGCUGCUGAUCGGGAACAAGUCGGACCUCAGCGAUCUCCGGGAGGUCCCCCUGGCCGAGGCACAGAGUCUGGCCGAGCACUACGACAUCCUGUGUGCCAUCGAGACAUCUGCCAAGGACUCAAGCAACGUGGAGGAGGCGUUCACAAGGGUGGCCACGGAGCUCAUCAUGAGGCACGGGGGCCCCAUGUUCAGUGAGAAGAGCACUGACCACAUCCAGCUGGACAGCAAGGACAUCGGAGAGAGUUGGGGCUGUGGGUGCUGACGGGGGGCAGGGCAGGUGGGCCGGGGCCUCCCACCUCCUUUCUCUCUCUGGCCUGCCAAGCCCAGCCCUCCAGAGCCACCCUCCAGGGCUCCAGCAAGUCUAGAGCAGCGGGGUAGUGUCCUGGAGCCACACCUCCUUGUCCCGGAAGCUCGAUGGGAAGGCUCCCCUAGAGGAAGGGAGGAGCAGGGACCUCCUGCAGGAGGCCUGUUGGCCCAUGGCGGGUGUGGGACCUGUCUUGCCAGCCAGGAUCCCUCAGGAUCCCUCCACGUUCUUCAUAUUCCAGGACUGGCCUGAGUGCCCCUGCCAGUGUGGGCUACAGUGCGGGGCUGGAGCAUGCCUCACCUGGCACACAUCCUAGUCCUGCCUGUGUGCUACCUUGAGAUUGCAAUGGCUGUA
Molecule: messenger RNA, 1128 nt
Organism: Galeopterus variegatus (Sunda flying lemur)
Lineage: Eukaryota; Metazoa; Chordata; Mammalia; Dermoptera; Cynocephalidae
Gene: RAB43
Product: RAB43, member RAS oncogene family
Exons: 3
Coding region: 100-732 (210 amino acids)
Biological process (GO): regulation of exocytosis; protein secretion
Molecular function (GO): GTPase activity; GTP binding
Source: RefSeq, a predicted model, not a curated record